Messenger RNA from Panicum hallii, 1664 nucleotides. RefSeq lists its product as uncharacterized. NCBI's taxonomy places the organism in Eukaryota, Viridiplantae, Streptophyta, Magnoliopsida, Poales, Poaceae. The record is from RefSeq and is a predicted model, not a curated record. Bases 147 to 1433 code for a protein of 428 amino acids. The transcript is spliced from 2 exons.
UUGACCCUUCGCCGGCCGGCCAUGAGACCAGCAACGAGCGUCUCGGUGAUCGCCGUGGCAGCCUAGCACGCAGCAGCAUCUCGUUCCAUCGAGCACGUCCCUUCUUGCUCCAGUAGCUCGCUCGCCCCGCGCGCCCGCCCGCGGCCAUGAAGCCAGCAGCAGGCAAGGCGGCCGCGCCGGACCUCCCCGCGGCGGCGGCCUCGCGCCGCCGCCUGGCCGCCGUGCUGGCGCCGCUGCUCCUCUUCCUCGCCGCCGCGCUCUCCUUCCCCUCCACGCUCCGCCUCCCGCUCCUUCUCCCCCCCGCCGCCGCGCCGCCGCCGCCCCGCGUCGCCGUGUGCCUCGUCGGCGGCGCGCGGCGGUUCGAGCUCACGGGCCCCUCCAUCGCGCGCCACGUGCUGGGGGGCUCCUACCGCGACCAACCGGUGGACGUGUUCCUGCACAGCCCGCUGGACGCCGACGCCUACAAGCUCUCCCUCCUCGCGCCGCCGCGGGGGGUCAGCCUCGCCGCCGUGCGCGUGUUCCGGCCGGAGCCCGUCGAGGAGACGCCGGAGGGCGCGCAGGUGCUCACCGCGCUCAACUCGCCCAACGGCAUCCAGGGCCUGCUGCAGUACUUCCGGCUGGUGGAGGGGUGCCUGGACCUCAUCCGCGACCGCGAGUCCCGGGGCAACUUCACCUACGCCGCCGUCCUCCGCACCCGCGUCGACGGCUUCUGGACCGCGCCGCUCCGCCUCGACGACCUCCUCCUCCCCGCCGCCGCGAACGGCUCCUACUACGUCGUCCCGGAGGGCUCCCGCUUCGGCGGCCUCAACGACCGCCUGGGCUUCGGCGGCCGGCGCGCCACGGACGCCGCGCUCUCCCGCCUCUCCGCGCUCCCGCGCCUCGCCGCGGCCGGCUACCGCGGCCUCAACUCCGAGGCGGCGUUCCGCGCGCAGCUCGACGUCGCGGGCGUCGCCGGCCUCGAGCGCCGCCUCCCGUUCUGCGUGCUCAGCGACCGCGCCUACGCGUUCCCGCCCGCGCUCGGCUACGGCGUGCCCGUGGCGUCGCUGGCCAGCGCCGGCCCGCUCAGCGGGGCCAAGUGCCGGCCCUGCCGCCCGGCGUGCCGCGGCGAGUGCGCGGCGCGGAGCGUGGACGCGCUGGAGGGCGGGUGGAGCUGGACCGAACACGGGAACGGGACGGCCGUGGAGCUCUGCGAUGCCUCCGGCCCGUGGGAGGACGGGUGGGAGGCGCUGUUCGACGAGGCCGCCGGCGCCGACGCCGCGGCGGCCAGGCGGAGGGUGGCGCGGAUGGGGGCCAGGGAGUGCGUGGCGGAGAUGGAGGCGUUCAAGGCGCGGGCCGAGCGGUGGGACGCGCCCAGCCCUGUGGAGAUUUGCCGGAUCGGGCUCAUAGCCAGGUCAUCAGCGGCGGCGUCAAGUAGCUCCGGCGGCGAGUCUUGAAUUCUUCUUGAUCUGUUGUCGGACGGUGACAGGACUCCCGAGACUAACCUUGGACCGUGACUGACAGUUCAGUUUGCCCACGAUAGCUAGAAAGGGUAGGUAGUUCCGCAAGACAGAUAAACCAGGGGGUAAAAGCGGAAUCAAGCAGUUGGGAUCGUGACAUAUAUGUAUACAUAUUACAUACAGACAUAUUGAGAAAUUCUUCUGUACAAAUUUGUACAGGUAGCUUUA